Molecule: messenger RNA, 696 nt
Organism: Aspergillus costaricaensis CBS 115574
Lineage: Eukaryota; Fungi; Ascomycota; Eurotiomycetes; Eurotiales; Aspergillaceae
Exons: 1
Coding region: 1-696 (231 amino acids)
Source: RefSeq, a predicted model, not a curated record
AUGGAAAGUUCACGUCCCAAAGAUGUCGCGCCCUCGUCUGGUAGCUGCUGGAAUCUGCUCCGAGGGGUGUUCUCUAGCGGGAAACAGAAAACCCAAACCACAGAUCGGCCACAAACAGAUCAACCCCAAGAAAUUGGGCGGACAAACUCCGGUCAGAAGGUCCCAUUUAAUCCUUCGCCCGAGAUAGACUUAUGGUCACCAGCACAACUGGCCAUUCCAGCACCUCCAAUCGAUGCCACACUAAACGAUAGACCCAGUAUGGGAUCGACAGCACUCAAAGGUCUCUGGCAGGAGGCAUAUGAACUGCUUAUCCGCGACCCAAAUAACGCCGGUCUAGUUAAAGCCUACGAGAGUGCUCUCUUGCAUGAAGAGAAGGAAGGAGAGGGUCCCGACAACGAUGAGCACGGCAUUAGCCCGCUUCUACACACGAUCGUUCGCCGAAAGCUGGAGGAUAUCCGGUAUUCUCUAACAAAGUUCCGUUUGGGAGGCAAAGAAAUAUUUGUUAAAGACCAGGUCCGUCGGGGGAUCAACUUAGUUGUGUCGGUACAAGGUAUUGUGACCACGGCAGUGAGUUCAGAGCCACAUGCUGCGGUCCAGAACAACCGAUUGGAAGCACCCUUUUCCUAUAUGGAAGUCUAUAAAUCCAAGAGGAAUAGCCAUUUCAGUGAUGUCGACUUAAGCAUGGUGGUCAUCUAG